GAAGCAACACCAAAGGCUGCUCUGGAUUUGAUGGAUAUAGAGGGACUCGGUCUUUUCCAUGUCAAAAGUCAUUUGCAAAAGUAUAGACUGGGCAAGUUUUCAGUGAAGGAGUGGCAGGACACGGCAAAAAAUGUUUCUCAACUUGUGGGAGGUUCACGCGGUAUUACUUCUUUGAACUCGGUACCACCCCGAGCCAAUGGGUAUAACAGGGGCCGUAAAGCUAAACAAACUCAAAAGCCCCAAAAGGGAAUUCAUGGAAAUCUCUAUCUGCAAAUGGAGGCUCAGAAGCAUGUUCAAAGGUGUCUGGAGGCACAAAGGAGGUACCUGAACACUGCACUAGAACGCGCAUGCGAGAAGCUGACUGAUCAGUAUUUAUGCAAUGCAGCCACUGAAAAUGCAACUCUGUAUGGGCAACCCCCAGCUAAUUUAGGCACUUUCACAACGAUGUCUGGCCCAUCUGAUUUACCAAUGCUGUAUGAGCAGGCCCCGGCUAAUUUAGGAGCUUUCACAACAAUGCCUGGCACAUCUGAUUUAGGAACCAUGGCCACAAUGCCACAGUUUUAUUUCAACCAGCAGAAUGCAUUUCCUACAUAUGACACACUGACAACCCAAGCCAAUCUCGGUGCAUUUCCUACAUAUGACACAUUGACAACCCAAGCCAAUCUCGGCCUUCAAGAGGUACCUUUUGGUUAUCAGCCCCAAACCUCUCUUUACCCUGCAUCUGAAGGCUUCUCAACUUCAUAUGGCGGCUGUUCCUCAAGUUCAUAUCAGGAAACUUUCCCUGCACUUACUGGCAAUGGGAAGAAAAGGGUCCGGCCUGCUGAUGAGGACCCGACAGAAGCUUUUUUGAACUGGGAUGAUAAUGAACCAAUGAACCUCGAUGCUGGCUUGAACUUCGACAACCUUCAAGGCUUUCCUGGCACAUUUUAAGUAAUAAUGUGUAAGGACUAAAGCCAGUUUCAGUUGUAAGUUUCAAGACUUUCGAUCCUUGCAUAAGACUAGUAACUGUAACUCUUCCUGUCUGUCCAUAAAUAACAAGGAAAAAUAGUAUCUAGUUUGCCCUUCUUGAUGAAUUAUAAUCUUGUUCAUCAAC
Messenger RNA from Durio zibethinus, 1093 nucleotides. RefSeq lists its product as uncharacterized. Gene Ontology annotation, molecular function: DNA-binding transcription factor activity. Lineage: Eukaryota; Viridiplantae; Streptophyta; Magnoliopsida; Malvales; Malvaceae. The record is from RefSeq and is a predicted model, not a curated record.